AUGUGUGGUGGUGGUGUUGGUGGUGGUGGUGGUGGUGGUGGUGGUGGUGGUGGUGGUGGAGGCAGGGAGGAUGUUGUGGUGUGGUGUAGCCGCAGGUCUACCGCAGGUCGUCGUGGAUGCGCACGUGGCCGGGUAGGCCCGUGCGAUGCGUGAAAGUGCGAGGGCACUAGGAUUCUCGUGCGCGGCGACUAGAUGCAGUUAACACCAACCCCUCCACCCCCCGCCCAACUCGCAUCAUGGGACUGUCCCCCAGUGUCAGCUCAGUGUCGUGCAGCUCGGCUGACGGAAGUCUGGUUGCGGUCACGGCUACCGUGUUCUGCAGCUUCAGGUCUGCUUUGUUCACCACAGGAUGAACUCAACUCCUUGAAAGUGGCAGAAAGACGCCAGCGAGGAACAGCAGACCAGCGUCAAGCACAACUCCGUCUUCAGCAUUCAUGCUGCGCUCUGAAGAACACAUUCAUUUGCGUGAUAAUGUUGUAAACGACGGUACGGCAAAAACCUUGGAAGACUAACGAUUUUGCCAUCAAACAUAUACCGCCAGUCGGAGACCGAUUUAAACGCAGUAUCCAUUAACUUUUCGGAAUGGUGCCGAUGGAUAUCAAUUCAACUUUAAGAUGACAAAUCCACCCCGCGGUGAGGAAACGCACAUGAUUACCAGCGCAAUGAACUGCUAUUCCUUUCGACUUUUAAUUCGACAGAAUGCAAGUAAUUCCCUUUUGAAAUUCUGUCAAUUGCUUCAUCACUGCAUUGCGGAUGUGUAUGCAAAAAUCGAAACAGAACGCCUGCUUUUCAUUUGCUUGAAUCAGACCAAGCUGCACUCUGGAGAAUAUAUUCCUUUGCAUGAUGCAGUUGUAAACGACGGUAAUACAACUAACGUUGUAAGACUACUGAUUUUGUCAUCCACAUGCACAGACAGUCCACUCCAUAUGCUCGGGUACGCUCGAGGUGCAAAUGUUUGUCAGUACGGACGUCCAGACCUUCCCAAUAAAUUUACACGCAAGCCAGUUUGGGGGGAUAUUUAUUAGCUCUUACUUCCUGGGCUAACGACAGUGAAUAGGUAUGACAUCACAGUACGUGUUUUCAGGAAGAAACCGAAGUCGCUGAUGAACUUCAUGGUGAAACAGAAGGUGUUUGGGUCUAUGCGCUGCCGGAUGUACCAGGAGGAAUGGCAAGAGAUGGGGACUGCCCCACGCAUAUGUCUGGAUCUGGUUCUAUAACAAUAUCACCUCCAACGAAAUCGCCGAUGCAAUAUGAAUUACCUGACGCCGACCUCGACAACGAUUUGCACGAAGUCGCGGCGAAGAAUAUGAUAAAUGGACCUUGCGGUGCACUGAAUCCUAAUUCUCUCCCCCCUCACUCCCCGCCCCCGGCAUGAUAGACGGAAAAUGCUCUAAGACAUAUCCUAGGGCAUUCGUAUGUGCCACAGUUAACAGUAACGACGGAAAUUUCUUAUACUGAAACCGAUCAGCGGAAGACGUCGGCAGAUGGUCAACUGUACGAAUGCGAACCGGUGACAUACAAGUCGGUGACCGCUGGGCUGUUUCCUAUUCGCCUUUGCUUUUAAAAGCAAACGAAGUUCUAAUAAACGUGGUAAACUGCAAUACUGGGAAAUUAAUUUGGUGCAUUUGUAAGUACGUAAAUAAAGGCAACGACAUGGCUGUUUUCGGCCUGCAAAACGAAAGAAGAGGAUGGGAUGCGGACAUACAGCUCGAUGAAAUCGCACAGUAUUGGGCUGGAAGAUGCAUCAACAGCAACAAAGCCCUGUGGCGAAUUCUUUCUUUUCCCAUCCAGGAGCGAAGUCCAGGUGUUUUUAACUUGCAGUAACCUUAGUGAAGGAGCAAUGCGUUUACUUUACCGAUGCACAUGCGCAACAGGCCACGGGCAACACGCAUUAACUGCGUUCUUCCCGUUAAGCCAAACGGACGCGUUUGCGAAAACACUGCCGUAUUUGGAAAGUCCUACGCAUUACAUAUAGGAUUCGUAGAGAAAAUCAUUCGAACGACGAAAACGAGGAGGGCGGGUCGCCGGACAACCCCGCAUACUCAAAGGAACUGCGAUAGGCAGACAGUACACCGUACAUCCCAGUCAGGACGAAUUCUUCUUUCUUCGCAGGCUGUUGGUAAAUGUGGCUGGUCCAACGUCCUCCCAGCAACUGAGAAUUGCCAGCGGCGUUACACAUGCCACUUUCCGCAGUGAAUAACAGGCUCUCAAUUUAAUGGGAAACGACCGACACUGGGAUGUAUGCAUUAAUGACGCGUGCAACACGUCCCAUCCACGUUACAUUCGAACAUUGUUUGCUGUCAUAUUGGCCGCCUGCUCUCCUUUCUCUCCAACAGAAUUAUGGGAGAAAUAUGAAACGUACACGCCCACUUUGCGCGGUCAUCCGCUAAAACUACGAGCAGGGAAAGCAAGGAUCAAUGGACGAAAGUUCUUUUUCAGUAACAGAUUGGUUGCAGCGUGGAGUGCCCUGCCUACGGAUGUUGUAACCUCCUCCUGUGUAAAUUCCUUUUAGUGUAGACUUGACGCGUAUCAAGCUUCCCAACUGCCAGCCUCACAUCCCCUCACAUAACCGGCACUAACUUAUAUGUGUUUAUACUACUUGUAAUUAGUAAGUAACCGUUAAUGAUUACUCUUCCUAGACUAGCUGUCGGCUGUCCGCGAUUAUGAACAACAUCCUUUUUCACCUUCUCACAUAUCAAUGUUUUUCUCCGACGGCUUGUAACCAAUAGGGAGUUCAAAGACGUUCGCCUCUCUCCCUCUGCUCCAGAUGCGACAUUAAAUGUCCCUUAAUAAUUCGUUCCCUGACCUUGCACACAAUGUACGUAAAACUAAUAGGACGGUAAUUUUCGGGCUCCAGCCUGGAUCCUCCUUUAUAGACUGCAGAAAAAUGACCGUUUUCCAUUCCUCCGGCAGUUUGCCCUCCUUCGUUGACUUCUGAAAUAUCAUUGACACCCACUCACACGGUAUGUCAGCUAAUCCGCGAAAGGCAAGUGGAUAAAUUCUCUCUGAGCCAGGUAAUUUGGCAGGCUUCAGCCCUCGUAGUUCGGUCCUUAUCAACGUGGGUGAGAAGGAAACAUUAUCUUCCAAUGCAGGCGAGGAAGGAUUUUGUAUUUGGUCUACGUAAAGCAUAGGAGGAUUUGUGUCAUGAGUGAAUACCGACUGAAAGAAACUGGAGACGGCUGAUGCUUUCAGGUGAUCAUCUGUCUCACUUACUCCGUCUUGGGAUCUCAGUGCUGGAAUCGGGUUGCGAUUGCUCUUGCCACUGCGUAUGUGACUAUAGAGGAUUUUAGGAUGCUCCAAGGAGUUUUGUGAUGUGCAGAACUCAUAGUUUCUUCGAAGUCUAUUAGCCUCGUGUUUACACACAUUCCGCUGUGGCUUGUAUUCCUUUAGGUUUUCAGGACUCUCUGUUUGUCAAUAGCGUUUCCACACUUUAUUUCUCUUCUUAAACGCAGUUUGCAGUUCCCGAUCUAUCCACGGCGAACGGUUGCUUGUUUUUUUACGUCUGAGUGAACAGUUUAAAUUAACGAUUCCUUUGGCCAGUGGGCUGAACGUGCUCGAGUAGUCGUUCACUGUUCCCUGCAAUGUGGUUGUCCACGGUAUUGUUGAGACUUGCGUUGGCGUGCUGGAAAAAUCCCCAUUCCAGAUACUUGUUUGUAAUUGCUCAGGUGAAUCAGGUUGUGUGAACAUAGAGUACUCGAAGAGCAUCACAAUAUGAUCACUAGCACCAAUUGGAGGGAGAUUUGUACAUCAGCACACUCUCCUCAUCUCGAGUGAGCACCAGUCCGAGGCAACCUGAACAGUGCCCUUCCCUAACACGUGUUCCGAAAGUUGCAUUCUGAAAAAGUAGUUUUUCGGCUGCCAAUCCAAGCAAAUGUUGUCCGAAUGUCCUGGACGGACCCGAAACCAUCCAUGCUAACUAGUCGAUAUUGGGGGUAUUAAACUUCCCAAAAAUAAGUACGUUUCUUUUCGAGCAGGUCUUGUUCAGUUACCUUAGGAGAAGUCUAUCGCGUUCGGCAAUCUGGUUUGGGGGCGCGAUCCAACUACAAACGCCAUCAGCCGGAUGUAUUUAGUGGAGAUAGUUAAAGAUAAGAAUUUCACUUCCGCCGUUGUUGUAAGAUUUUGCUCAGAGACCGCGGUCAGGUUGAAGCUAACAUAGACAGCGACCCUUCCUCCUCGACUUGUCCUGUCUGUUCUAAGCAGUUGGUAGCCCCUGAGGGAUACCUCAUUAUCUCCAAUAGCCUCAGAAAACCAUGUUUCUGUCCAGACGAUUAUAUCUGGCGCGUGCUCGUCGAUCAUAGUCCUGAAUUCAUCCGUCUUGCGUUGGCUCUGCGCAUUCGAAUACAGCACCUUUAGAGUCCGUCUUCUCAUAGGGAACCGACCCUGAUUACAAAGAGGGUUAGGCAAAGGAACGAUCGCUUGAUUAGUAUUAUCUUGCCUUCUUUUAUUUUCAACCCCUUCUCCCCCUCUCCUGUCCUCCUUUUCAGUUCUGUCCAGAGCUCCCUCAUCUUGUGUCUUUCUGUCGGUUCGUAAGCCGGCUAAAUAAACACCUCCUUAUGCGAAUGACGAAGCGCCAUCCUCCCUUAUUGGAGAUGGGAAACCUGGGCUUCAUUUGCAAAGACGAUUUUGAGAGGCCACACUCGACGCAUCGCGUUUCCUAGGUGGAAGGCUUUGUGCACGGUACCACAUUCUCCGUCCUGAAGGAUGGCAUUUGCAUAUGUUCGAUUCUUUCUUUUGUAAUCGAAGAAGUGGACUCAGAAGCUUCCUUUUUGAUGAUAUUUCGUUUUUGGCCUAGAUGUCUGUUUGGUAGAGAGGCCCGGCGUUUAUUUUUACACGCGCGGUCAGCAUCCCAUCAAUUUCCGCUAUCGUUGUUUUAUUCAGAGACAGCUGUCAUGGCAUAGCGACCACAGUGUUUCUCACCCACCGAGGCUUCUUGGUCGGACGAUGCAUCCUUCGGCAGUGUGGUACCUGCUGGCAUUGUGUGUGCACUCUGCCCUCUCAGACGAACAGUCUGACCUGCUUUUUCUUUUCGGGAUGUCUUGGGGCGCUUCUGCGUUUCCUGGGAUCCCUCUUUGUCGUUCAUUUCUUGCAAAAGAGGUCGGUUCUCAGUUUUGAUAGCUUCCUUAGACGGGCUGUCUUUUUCCUUGGCGGCUGAUCCAGUUAAUGAGACUGUGCUGGGAGAGGAUUGCCAUUCUUAGCUUGGCGGAAGGUGCCUUGCAAAUGUGACCGAGCAAAAAGAUCUUGGGAUCAACAUUUUUCGACUCUUAGGCCUUCCUCCCUAUGCGUUAGGGCGGCCAUAAAGGCAACCAGUGUUCUCUUUGCAAUUAAACGAACUUUCAUAAAUAUAGACAAAGAGUUAUUUGGAAAAGUAUACGGAGCGUUCAUUUGUUAGAAUCAGGAAUGUGGAAUCCAAACGUGGCGCCCGUGGUUAAAAAAGCCUAUAAGUUGAUAGAAAGAGUUCAGAGGAGAGCGACAAAAUUGUGAAGGGCCUCAGGACUUUACCUUACAACUCCAGAGUUAGUGGACGUAAACUAUUUCCUCUUGAGUACAGGCAGAUUCGAGGAGAUCUCAUUCAGGCGUAUCAGACGUUGAGGAACCGGGACUGUGCCCUAAACGUAGACGAUUUCUUCACCCUGGCCACAACAACAAACCUGCGUGGGAACUCUUUAAAACUUAGAGGAUCCCAAUGCCGUCUGGACGUUCGCAGAUACUCUUUUUCUCAGCGAGUCGUCGGUGACGGGAACGGGCUUUCCGAGGUCCUGAUAAUGGCGGACUCCACGGAGACAUUCAAGGAAAGACUAGAUGUAUAUUUGCUUGGAAAAUACCGCUUGUCUGGAUAGAACAGCUGAUCGGUUCGAGCAGGAACCCGAAACGUCAGGCAAGAAAGCUCUUGUCCCAGCGAUCGUGUCUCCUUCUUCAAGACUAAUUCCUGGGAUUCGUGUCUUCGCUUCUAUUGGCAUUCUAUUCCCCAGGACCCGGCGAUCGAGACAAUGGAGCUGCUUUUACAAAGCAAAUACGAUGAAACGGAGAAUCCUCUUAGACAUGCCCAAAUCCUUCAGCUCCUGAAGCUCUGUCUCAGGACCUACUUCACGUUCGACGGGACAAUCUACAAAAAGGUGAAGGGCACACCAAUGGGUUCGUCGAUUUCGGGAUUCAUCUCCGAGGCGGUUCUGCAACGGUUAGAGUCGCUGGUAUUCCAACACCACAAACCGAAGUUCUGGCCCGUUAUAUGGAUGAUAUCUUCGUCGUCAUCGAACGGAAUCAGGUGCUGACAUUCCAAGAACAUCUCAACGUCGUCUUCCCGGACAUUCGUUUCACGAUGGAGGAGAAAUAGAACAACCCGCUAGAUUUCCCGGAUGUCCUCUUAUGCUGCAAAGAUUGUGGUGGAAUAAAGACUAAAGUGUUCAGGAAAGCGACAAAUACGAUACAAGUGCUGAACUUCAACAGUAACCACCCAAUCAGCCACAAACGCAUUUGUGUAAGGACGCUCUAUUGGUUUGUCGAAACGCACUGCAGUGAGCCGGAAGACAAAAUUGCGAACUACAAUACCUCCGACAGGUAUUCAAAGCCAAUGGCUACCCGAGCAACUUUGUCAACCGGUGCAUACGCAAAAGGGACGGAAGGUCUAACCGCACGGACACCAAAUCUUGGCGGGCGCUUCCGUAUGUCUAGAACAUUUCGGAAGCUGUCGGGCGCCUUCUCGCACCACUUGGGGUUGGAGUGGCACACAGACCGGAGGCAACCGUCAGGCGUCCGGUCAUGAAACCGAAAGACCCACUGCCACGGCUAGAAACGUCUGGAGUCGUUUAUCGGAUCUGGUGUAGUUGCGGACAAAGCAACUACGUCGGAGAAUCCGGUAGACAGCUCCGAACGAGAAUAACCGAACACGCUGCAACGAUGCGGCGAAAUGACGCCAGCUCUCAAGUUGCGGCUCAUUCGACGAGAUCCGGCCACACAUUCAAAUUCGACGAGACCGAAAUUCUCGCAAGAGGUGACAACCGAGUGAGCCCGGAGCUACUGGAAUCAUGGUUUACUGGCCCCCAGUCCAUCAACAAGUGCAACGAUCUUCCCAUUCAAUACAGCGUGCUGAGACUUUGUCUAGGCGGAGUAAUUUGCCACGCGGGGAGCGCACUGGUGAACACUCCUCCCAACACCCGGGUCAACGCGUCAGAUGGUCGAGCAAUCAUCACAUUAACAUCCAAAUCACGUGAUGAAAUUGCAGCAAUUAACGACGCGAACGUCAGCGAUCAAGCCAUUAACACACCACGUGCAAGGAUCCCGGACGAAGGGGGGGGGCCGUUAAUAGGAAUGCGGUAGCAUGUCGACUGCAUCCUACUAAUACUGCAACCCCUUGUGUAUGAACCACCCGUAUCUGCUUUUGUCUCUGAUGAUGGAUUCGAGUAGGAAUCCGAAACGUCAGGCUAGCAAACCUCUUGUUCCAGUGAUCCUGUCUCCUUCUUCAAUAGAACUGCUCUGUUGUACCAAAACAACACAUUGCAUACACCUGCCGCUAAUGCGGAUGAUUGUCAUUUCAUCCGAUAUCAUCUACAACUGAAUGUAGUCGAGUUUCGGUCCUGCAGCUCCAACGAGGAAUAUUAUGUUGAGUGUAUAUAUUACUGACGACAUUUUAGUAGCACGUUUUUUUCAAAGUUAUAUAUUGCGCUGCCGUUUUCAAUAGGGUUUUCGAAGGCAUUGUCUAUUACCCUUAAAAUAUACUGACCUAUAUAAUGACCUAAUUUGAACGUUGAAGAGUGUGAAAGGAGCACAAACGCUUAAAAUAAUAAAUAAAGACACUUCGAUGUGAAUAAGAACAGAAUAACACCUAUGCUUAUUAAUAAGAAUGUAAAAGGAGUCCGAAAUGGGGAAUGGUCGCCGUCGCAACCCACAGGAACUGAUUUGUGAUUAUUAAAUAAGAGACCAUUUCCCGUCGACCAUGCUGAAACAUGUUCGAAAUCUUCCACCAGGAAGUCUAGAUGAAAUACAUUUAAGAUGGGCGGCUGACAACCAUAUUAUCGGCGUACUUAACCUGUAGGCGGUCGUUGAGCAAUCAAUCCCCAAGCCCAGAAGGAAAAAAUACAGAAAGAAAAGUAAACUGCAAGUCAGGAAACAAUGCAGCAAAGAGUACUGAUACGUUUUCUUUCGGAAGUGUUGACGCAGAACAACUUUAAGGAGGGAUGAGUGAUCAAGAAGUGCACAUGCGUACGAACGGCAAUCCUGUAGGUCGCAGAUCUUUUAGGGGACCCCAAGAGUAGCAGCGCGAAAUACUUGGUCGAUUGUGGGCCAGAGAGACAUGUUAUCCAUCCGGCAGCGAGUGAUUUGCGGUGUGUUGUGUUCGUGCGUCUGACACUUGUCUAUCAUUACGCGAAGGUGAUUGACUAGAUCGUUCUUCUGUGGGCUCUGUGGUUGGCUGGUUUGCUGAGUGUGAGGACGGUAUGAUCUGGAGACAUCAGGGGUGACAAUCCGCACAGGUUGAGGUGCAUCAAGUGACGCCUGCUUGUGGGCGCUGCUGUAACUACGCGCAACUGGACAAGGGGGUCCUCAGGUGAAGCCGCGGGGCUGACGGUAUAUUAGCAGCAUCCCUGCACCUCAAUUGGGUUGUCGCGCUCGUCUACUGACAGCCCAACGCCGGAACGACUGCUACACUCCAUGCAAACUGCCCAUCAGCAGGAGAUGCAAGGUCAAAUACCGAUCGUCUUUUAAUCAAACCCCACUAAAUGAAAAAAGUCUGGCUUUUCAGCACAAAAUGUAGUGUAAUUUCAAUAAUGACUUUCAAUUUAGGGAAAUAAUCUUACGAUUCUCAGCCAAAUCACAUGAAUGGGGACAUUAUGCUGGCCAAACCGGACGAUGUCUUAGCUCGCGAAUACACGAGCACAAACGGGAUGUUCGGAGAGGUGACCCGCUCUCUGAAGCCUCCCCUCACGCGCUUGAGGAAGGCCGUGAGUUGGGCUUCGCAAGCAUGCGGAUGCUGGCGCGGGCCAGCAACAACGCGGGGCGGAAAAUGUUGGAGGCGUGGGUGUCAGACACAAACUCCAUCAACAGAUAUAUUGACGUAUCCCCUGCUAUCACGUGCUACGCCCACGCAGUCAGGUAGCAUGGCCCGCAUCGCCGCCAAGGCCAAACGCCGUCACCUGGGCCAGGUGGCACGAACCAGAUCCAGACAUGGGCGCAACGUCCUCCCCCCCCCAACCCCACGGUACGACUGUCUAAUUAUUCACACGUUAUUACAGUCCAACAGACACUGAUGAUGAACUCCUGUUAAUGUUAGAAAGCUCGGGCUAAGAAAGCCACCGUGCCAGCGAUCACACCUUUGUCUUCCUUUCAUGAGUAUAGAUAUCGUAAGCCUACGCUAUGAUGUUGUUAGACAUGCCGAGUACUUUGUGUGCCGAAUACAUGGGACGGUGUAAUAUUCAAGGUUCGCAAGGGGAUAUUUAACCAAGUCGAAGAAUUGGGUAUGCAGGUGAUGUUAUAUUCGCAAAGGGUGCAUAGAAAUGAAUUGGGGCCCCAUAAGUUGCUUGAGCAAAUUUGAAAUGUUGCACUCGUAUUUGACAUUUGCUGAAUGAUCACUACAUAGGCUUAUCGAUUACUGUCAGUUUUCUUACGACGGACACAUGAAUUGUCUGACUUGAUACCCAACCAGUUUUUGUCCCUGGCCGAGGAAUUCAAAUUCGAAAUCAGCAUGCCCAGUUCCAACCAGUUUUUUGGCCAGGCCUUCUUAUUUUCCACGCCGUGUUUGUCAUUUCACGGAACGUCCAAUUGCUCGAGAUGUGCCGAAGCUAUUUGGAGCACGAUCACACCCAGAUUACGAUGGUACCAAGCCGAUAUUGACCCAAAAAUGCAUAGCCGUUCGAUUAGGGUGUCCCGGCAUUCCUGGCGACUUAUAGUGUUUCGGCGUUAAAGAACGCUCAUCUUCCUACAAAGGCGUUUGCCUAUUUUUCGCUUAAUAAAACUCAAUUGAACCUAAGUCGAAAAGCAGCGUGCAAAACGCCAACGAAAUUACCAAUUUUUACCUACUGAACAUUGACAGCGUAUGGCCUUCUGACGAUAGUAAGUGCACUCAAAAAAUAAGAGCGAUCAUUUGUGUCAGGCUAAUUUGUUGAAUUCCGCUAUCCCUAGAGAUUUAAAGUGUGCCACAUUUAUUUGACACCUCCCCUAUGCUAUAUGUUCCAAUGGCUCUAGUUCAUCCUUCUUUAUCUACAGGUGAGGAGGUCAAUUUCCUCUGUCCUUUGAGGCAUGUAGCUAGCAACAUCCUCUCAAUUUCAAUGGGAAAUAUCUUUUCGUGAACUUUACAAACCUUCGUGUCAGAGCAGUUCGAGCCAGUGUCAUCCGCUACGUAGACUGCCAUAGGCACACAUCGACCCAGUAUUUUCAGGGCACCAGAGAGCUACCUCAGUCUUCUCCCAUAUCCUCCGAAACGCCUGCUAUCGCAUUUCAAAAUACUUCAGCCAGGUCAGUAAUGUUAGGAAGGAAAGUGAAUUGCACCAAUCGUCACUCGCCUAUUCACGAAGCGAUGUUUUCGCGUAAUAUGUAUGCUUGGCGCAGUUGCCUAUUCGAGGUAGUGGAAAAAUGACUGGCGAGUUGCAGGGUUAUCGCAGCAUGCAGGCAUCGCAAAGGUAGGCGUUCAAAUCAGCGGUGAUAACAAUUUAGUUUUUUUCGAAAGGCAUCAGCCAGAAAAUAGUUUUGGUUUUUCAGGGCCUCGCUUUGCCUACGCAUAUCGUCAGGGAAUUGACCAACGAGGAAAUCAAAAAUAAGGAGAUGGGGAAAGGUGCAUUGUCAAAACUGUUUUUUUGACUUCUUGCUUUCUUUGAAUAUUUUUGGUCUCAUAAUACCGCUGUAGUGUACGCAGGUAAAAGUGAAAAGCGAUUUCGAGGAUGCAGUCCAGAAGAAGAAUCGGUCGCAGGAACAAAUAGAUUGUUUGCCUGAUGCUUCGAAUUCUCAUUCGAAAUCACCAUCAGAUACAGUCGGAGCUACGAAAAAUGAUGGCUCAAGGACCGUUGCAUUUAUAAACCGCAUUUUCUAUGCGACUGUUGUUAAUUAUGGUCAGCAUGUAAUGGCGCGGCAAAUGCUGUCUAUAAACAGCGCACUCUUUAUGACCUCACUACCCAUAUAUGUCGCUAUCCCUGGUGAUGUGUUCGAAUAUACCUCCGAAACGUUUUAGAUUACGUUUGAUCUUAACACUCUAUGUUGUCUACUGAGAACGUUUUCAUCAAUGCUGCAUUGCGACUAGUGAAUACCACCUAUCUUCAUAGCUCACGUGUACCAAAGACGUGCGAACUCUUGUCCCAGGUCGUAGAAAUUUUGAAAAUGUUCACAGCCAUGCAUCUACAUUACCGAUUACUUUGUACUAAAUGAGGCUUACCGAUUACCACAUGAUUUCAGUGGUCAACCGGCGUAAUAUUAUAAAAAUAAUUUUCACUGGUUUAGCAAAUGAUAACCAUAGUCAAGCUGUUGAUUCUACAGCCGUCAACUGAACAAGACCAAUGUGGAUUUUGGGAAUGUGCGUUGGAUCUCUGACUUACGACGGUUUCCUUUAAAAAUGAAACAGUGUAUGUGGUAAUUUGGUUUGGUGCGAAAGGAGUUAGCACUAUUUGCCGCCAAUCGGAGUGUAUUUUAAUUUGCGAUUAAUUUUAACGAUGGGACUAAAAUAUCUUCUACAGGAAAUAAUGAAACCGCAUAUCGAUGUGCUUGGCAAGACAUGCAUAAAAGUGGCCGGUAGGUCUGAAAUAUAUGCCCCACUAGACAGAACAUGGGAAUAGGAACUCAUGGCCAAGUAUAAAGACGGACCUGCACAUAAUUCCGGAAAGGUCAAAUAUUCCCAUGUCCUAACAACAAAAACCCCAAUAUAAACUAAACUUUUGCCGCGAUGUUAAUCCUAACAUUUACUCUGUGGUUGACACUAUCUAAUGCCAAAACGUCAAACACGAUCCUGAGUCAGGUCACCGUUAACUUCAAAUCCAGCCCUAAAUCUAUUUCGUAACUCAACCCUAAACUUGAUCUUCAACAUAAACCUACUUUCACUGUAAGAUGCCUCAAAACCACCCGUAUUGCAUGCGGUUCCUAUCCCCGUAUCCUGUUUGGGGGACACAAAAGCCAUCCAUACCCAAAGACCCGCCAGUUUGCACGUGAUAGCUUAUAGUUACGUCGUCUGUGGCGUCUCGGAAAUGUCAGAUACCAUUAUACCGCACCUGACAGAUACCUUCGGUUGUCGACAAUGUUUGCCGGGCGCAGGAAUAUCCUGCCACUGGAUUCUUGCCAAUCGAUGAAACGACGUUUGCGCACUGGUCUCCUUUUGACUUCUGUGAGGCUGGGAUCGUCGACGAGCACUCACAACUCUCCCAUCCUAACUUGUACGAGGGUUAGAUUGUUGCACGAAAUAUCACUUAUCACGUUCUGUCUCCUCAUGUUGUUUUUUCGGAAACCAUUAUUCUCCCCCAUAGCACACUACCGACCUUUUGAUCCAAAGCACACUGAUUCCGUGUGUUUGAGUCGCGUGUGCAAAUUUCGUACAAUACGUCAAUCCAUCGAUGACGCACAAUUUUCGUCGGUUACAAUGACGUCCGUCUUCAUCGUUUCUGUCCAAUUCCAGUAAGGGAUUUUUUAAUACCUUUAAAUUGCCGUUCAUAUAACGUCAUGUAUUUGCAUUUACGAAUGUGGCUUGUAAAGUUAACAAUAUGCUCAAAUGCACUGCUUAAUUUUAUGAACCUUAUAUGAUCUCUUCUUAACACCGUAGAGAAAUGCAUGGUUUUCCGUACACGGAAAAUAUACAGCUUGUGGUUUUGAAACCCUGAAUUCAAGUGUAACAGCAGGUCGGGUUCAAAAUUAUUCGGGAAUUACAAAACUUUUUUAAAACCGAAUUAUACUCCUCUUUUGACUGUGAAAUUGGAACAAGACGUGAUUGUCUACCGAAUAUGUGAAAAAAUAAUUAUUUUUAUGCAUGUUUUCCAUAAAAAGUAAUUGAAUUUUCAAGGGCAUGGAAAAUCAAUAAGAAAAUUGUAUGCUACUUAAGUAGUCAUUUUUUGGUAGAGAAUGGAUUUUGCAUGCAGCCAAAAGUAAGUUCAUUCGAAAGCCGACACCCUGAGGUAAUUGGAUCAUUAUAGAUUUAUGCUGCAUCAUGAUUAGUUUUACAACACUACUUAAUUUAUCUUUUCGAAACGAGAACGCAUUUCAAAAUUUUGGUUGACAUUUCAUGAGUUAGCACAUCUACUGUAUAACUAGACAUUUCUGACUGCCCCUUUUCGCCAUACAUUUGGGUCAUUCUAACUGGGCAUUCCAGUGGUUUGGUAUUGCUAAAUUGAACGCUCAUGAUGAUUAAAGAGAGGCCUAGCGUAUUGGCGUGAACAAUUUUCUUUCAACGACGGUUGAUAAGCCAGGGAUGAGAUUGCUGAUUUAUAAAUUUAAUUUGUCCGACGUUUUAGCUUUCCAAUUUAAACCAUAAGGGCUGUGGACCCACAGGGAGUAGCUGGAUGGGAACUAAUCCCAGACACAGAACCAGGAAGAAGCAUGGCUUAGCAACAACGGCAAUAGCCAAAAUCGGUAAGGGAAUUGCGCCACAUAUCGCUGCAGAUAUGAUGCAGAAAUUAAUUAUCACACAAAGAAGAAAAAUGUGUGAUGGGUGAGGGUGCUUCUUACUAUGAAAUGUGCAUAAUAGCACGGGAGUGCAUCCUGCUCAUACUACGUUCCAUGAUAGUUCAUCACUUUUAUGUGUGACUUACCCUGCAGACAGAAUCGAGUCGAAUCAGGAAAGUGCGGAUAAAUAACAUUCUUCUUCCGACAAUGGAGUCUCCCACUACUAAACCACUUCGGGAACUCGCCCUUUCGGUUGUAUCUUCAAAUACCACUACUGCUGUUGGUGUUCCACAAUGUGCUGACGUAGAUAUUCACGCACUGCAGCAAUUAUUUGACGCAGCAACACGAGUUAAGGGUUAGGGUAGGGUUAGGGUCAAAAUUUGGGGAACGCUUCAUUUUUGUUGUUGCUUUUGGGACGCAGGAAUAUUUUGCAAUUUAAACCAUAAUCAGAGAUAGAUAAGCAUAAUAGUUAUGGACCCACAUGGACUGGCUGGAUGGACACUAAUCCCAGGUACAGCACUCUCGGAGAAACAUAGCUCAACAGUCACAGCAGCAGCCAAAAUCGUCGAAAAAAUCGCGCCGAUUAACGCCUCAGACAUGAUUCUGUUAGAAAUUGCCCCCAAAAGAAUGACCAACUAAAAGAGGUGAGUAAUGGCACGGAACUGUAUCCUGCGGUCCACGAUGGUUCAUCGCUUUUAACUGUGGCACACCCUGCCGAUAGCUCUGAGUAAAAAAUUGGAAUGUCGGGUGAGUGAAAUUCUUGUUCCAACUGCUUCCGAUAACUUACCCUUUCGGUUGUGCGAUAAAAUGCCACUACUGAUAUCGAUGUUCUGCAACGCCUUGGCAUAGACAUUUACACACUACAGAAAUCGACAUAUUCAGCAACGCGUGUCCAUCACCGAAGUACUGCAAAUGAUCCGAACCCCUCUUUGUUAUCCAGAAAAACAGAAUUUAUCUCCGUAUAUGUGAACCAGAGGCCAAAGUUACUCGACCUCGGAGGCACAUAGAUUCUUCCAGUGGGUUAAGGUAUCGGCACUGAUCAGGCCGAAUUCUAAAUAGAUUAUCAUUAAAAACUUUAGCCACCUCAUGUUAAAUCCUUCCUAAGCGUCUCCGGUCCGAGGACUCGAACUCGACGUCUUUUAUGGGUUAAUUAAUUUAGGCUAUUUUCUUUUAUUCAAUAUUUUUUUUAUUUAAUAUCCAAGACAAAAAAUCAGACAUGUAUUUUACGUGCUUACAAAGCCAUAUGUCAAGGUAAUGUGUGGAGUGUAAUUAUGAAUGCUCUGACAGUUUUCCUUUCUACGGCGAUCGACGCAAAUGCCGGUUUAUCUUACCGGAGUCAGGCGAAAACUGGAGUGAAGGAAACAGUCACACCCAAGGGUCUCGUGAGAACUUCACCAAAUGUCGGUUGGCUCGUAAAAAAACAGACGACGGAAUCUGUGCAGCGUGGUUUUGCCUCUUUUUCUCUUUUUAGAGAUCUGAUCAAUAGGAGCACUGCAAAUGGCAUGCUGAAGAGGUCAAAAGCCUAUUUUCGGUUGUUUUCACCAUCAUGCUCUGCGACUAACGUCAUUGUAUCGUACAAGCGCAAAUCUUUGUUAAACGUUAAAUUCAGACUGAAACGCUCUAAAAAGCCGAUUACUUCACCCUAAUAUUGUUACGUGUCUGAACACAGAUGUGACAGGCAUAGCGUAGCAAUGAUUUCUCCACCAUUGCUUAUGGGCUUUCCGGAAUAUUACCUCAUAAUUAAACAGGGAACUAUCCUCCACGAAACUCGUCAGGUUCGAUCCAAAGGUGGAUGGCAGAAUUUGUGGUGCCGUGUUUGGGGGGGUGGAGAGGGUUUGGGACUCACCGAUGAGCAUAACUCCUUGCAGCUGCAUAGUGCAACACCUCAAAUCAACGAAAGUCUAUCACUGUUCGAAGAAUGGAAAAUUAAUUUAAAUUGGAAUACCAGAUAUAGUUUUUCUAGCAACCGGUUAAGUCGCAUGGACUUUUUUCGAAAAUUCUCGACAAACUCGACUCAUUCGGCGACCUGUCAUGUAUGACAUAUUAUCCGGCAAAAUUUCAUUUUCCCUUUAAUAGCCUCAUUCAAUAUUUUCUUUGGAUGGCCAGCAACGCUAGCCCUUAAUUUUUGCUUAAAUUAACCUGCUACCUCUCCACCAAUUAUGCUAACAUCCUGUAGGGACUUACGAAGGUGCAAUGCAAAUUUUGUGGCAACAAAUAUAUUUACCAUCCUGAUAGGCCUAAAUGAGCAGAACUGAUUUAUGUGAACGUCUAAGAAGGGCAUAAGAACUGGAACCGUUAAAACAUGAGUGGCUUCGAGCCAACGUUCAGUAAAAUUUAGGUUGGGUUUAAAAUAAGUGUUAUGGUCAAUUUAAGAAUUAGGUUUAUGGUUUGAUUUAAAGUUAACGGCAGCGUAAGUCAUAAUCAAGUUUAGGGUUAGAUAAGGAUAUAGUGUAAACUGAGGAGUUAAGAGUUAGGCAGGGUUAGAAUCUAGAUUAAAGCAACGGUCAACUUUUAUCCCAGCGUUAUUGUUAUUGUUGGACACUGGAGUAUUUUGCGUUUUUUAGAAUUAUGCGCAGGUCCGCCUUUAUUAUUUGGCGGGGCAUUCCAAUUUUCACGUCCUGUUCAGGCGUCCACAUACAGUGAGUGACCGAUCGCAUGAAAUGUUGGCCAGAAUUUUGAAAUGGGUUUUCUAUUAGAAAGGAAAACUUAGGUGGGGUUGUAAUAUUGAUGAUCCCGCAGCACAAUCCUAUAGUAUUUAGGAUUCGGCAACAUGUCGGCUAUUGAAUGCACUUCUUUUUAUUCUCCUGUAGAAACUGUACUCGGUAAAAAUGAUUGCUUAAUUAGCAUGCAUUUUUCACAUUGACCUUCGAUGAUUUAUUGAUUAAAAUAUCGUUUAUAAAAAACAUGAACAAACAUAUUCUUUCCUUCAAUCUUUUGACAGAAAACCAAGCCAAAUUUAUACUUCGUAUCCAAAGAAAAAGCAUUGUUAGGUUUUAAAAAAGUUUCUAAUUAUGAGAUUGUUUAAGGCCGUGCAGUGUUCCUUCAUACAGCAUCGUACCUCUCCGUUUACCACUGCUCCUCCUUAAAUGUAAAACAUAGUCCGCAUCCCUUGUCAAAUCUUAUGGACUCUAUAUGUCAUCUUUGUAAAGGCAUGAAACCAGAUAUAAUUUUCCUUACGUGGAACGCAUGUGCCCUGUUGACUGAAAGCACUAGGCCGCUAAUUCAACGGCUAAUUCGGCUUCAAAUUAUUUGGGAAUUAAAAAAAAACUUUUUAAAACCUGACAGCACUCUUUCCUUGAGUACGAAAUAUAAAGAUGACGCGAUUCACUGUCAAACGACUGAAAGAGAUCAAAAUUUUGUAUAUUUUAUUUUUUAAGACCAUCCAACAUCAGUCGGAAAAAUGCACGCUACUGAUGUAGUCAUUUUUCGCCGAGUAUGGUUUCUACAGGAGAUGGAAAAGCUGUGUUCAAAAGCUGACAUCAUGUUGAGUCUGAAAUGUUAUAGGGUUAUGCCGCGAGAUAAUCAGUAUUACAAUUACGCCUGAGUAAUUCUUAUUCAUUCAAAACGCAUUUCGGAAUUUCAGCGACAUUUCAUGAGAUCGGUCACUCACUGUAACUCAGCCACGACUCUUUCACUUUAUCAUUUGUCAUCUUUAACGUCUUGUUCUCCCUUUAUACAAAUUUACAUUCAGAUAGGAGUAAAUACACAGGCACUGUGCGUUGUCAAAUUAAAAAACAGGUUCACAGGCAGGGGUAAUAUACGGGGCUUAGUGAGACAGCAGGGUGUGUGUUUGGGAAGAAUGCCUCAAAAACGGCGAAUAUUAAGUAAGCGCUUAUUUCACCACCUGAAAUGCCUACAUAAAAAUCAGUUUACGAGUUAUUUUUUAAGUAAUACUAAGGACACAGUAGAAAAUAAACACAUAGUGAAAAGCAGCAACAUUUACACAACGCGUUGGAGACAGAAGUCUUGCAUUCUGUCUGCAAGCGACUUUAGACUUCCAUGUUGCGUCAUAAUUAGGGUUGCUGAUUAAAAAUAAACAAUUGCGAGGAAAAUUGAGCAAGUAUCUUGCGACCCCCACAUCCUGCCUUCUUUCUAUAUAUUCGUGCUGGCUAUGAAACAAUUCGCAGCAAAAUGUAUCAAGCUAAGAGGUUUUUUGUAUUACGUGGGAAGUAGGGCUCUUUCCAGCCAAUUCAAAUCAUUGUAAAGUCAGACUGUCUAAUCAAAAAUUGCUUUGUCAGCCAUCUCGAUUUCUGUACUAAGUGCGUGCGAAUCUUGGAGAAAUAUAAAAGCAAACCAGACAACGUUUAACACCUCGGCAAAAUGAGAAUUCUGGACCUCGCACUUUCUAUAUAUUGCGUGAUUGGUAUGUUUCGUGAAUAAUAGAGAUUGUUUAAAUAAGUAAGACAGGCAUGUAGGUUUUGAAAUACUAUGUACAGUGCAAUUGUCAUAUCAAAUUAGCUAUCUAUUACCGGAUUAUUUUUUUAGGUACAGCUUCUGCCGAAACAUCCAAAAUACCAUUAUCGAACGGACUCGAAGAUAAUGUCAUCACCUCAGUCGACUUGCGACAAUGGGUGGUCGUAAACCUCCCCGAGCAACUUUUGGUAGUGCUAAUUUUCAGAAGCAUACUCAUAAACACUUAAGACAAUAUGUUGUGAAGAGGCUAUUAUUAUAAUAUUUGUCUUUUAUUAUGUAGUUAAGUAAAGUUUUGGUGGACAAAUGCGACCAUGUAACACUUUAACGCUGUCUUUUCAUCAAAGUACCAAAUACCAUAUAUGACGAUACCGCUUUCCACAGAUAAGUUUUCGGCUAAUUUACCUAGUAUUAAAACUGUUAUGGUUGUUUGAAGUCAUUGUGCAAAUUCGGACAAUUAUACCAUGUAAUGUGUCAAGGGGGAGUUUUCAUUGCUUGGUUUUUAUUACAUUUCGUCGUUCCUUCCAUCCGUUAUUUUUCGCUAUCAGAGGAAUAGUAUAUUUAAAUUUAGAGCAUUGAUUUGGAUGAUCUACAUCUUUUCUGUAAUAAUGGGUCAUGCAAGGCCAAAAACAACGAAACUAUUGAAGCUACAUACGUUCAGAUAAAAGGUAUGUGGUUUGUUUAAUAAUUACUUUGAUUUCUCUUGAAAAAACAAACUUUAUUCUUCACGCAGUAUUCUGUGCUGAUUAAGACGGCAAACAAUAAGAGUAAACAGAUUAAUAAAGGACGUCAGUUGAAACAAUUAUUCGUACAAAAUAACCCAGUUACAUAAAAUAAAAUCGAGUUUUCUUUGCGAAUUGACUGGUUACACUGCGAUUGUUGGACAUUUACAUUCCAGUGAGCCAGACUUUCCCAAUUCCCAGUGUGUUCAAUCAUUCUUCAAGACUUUUUUCCGCAUUCUUAAUCGUGCUCAUGGAGUUAUAUGCGAAAAUGAAAUGAUGGUAGUAGGCUAGGAAACGUACAGCAGGCUAACUGUUAGAGAGCAUUCUUGAUGGUCAGGUCAUUAAUGGCAGGAAUGAAAUUAGAUAACCAGCUUGGGAGGCCUAGAAAGCAGGAGAGACCGGGAAAAAUCGCAUAAAACUGCUUCGACGAAGCCAGUUGUGAAAAGUGACUAAGGGUAUGGAAUACUACCUAGAGAGAAUCUUUAAGGUUUGGAGGAGGGAGGAAACUUACGAGGUAGGACGUGCUCGCAGUCACAGUUGAAGCCAGUCAUUCAUUUCAAAUUUGCAAAUACCUUUCUGUAAUGGCGACGCGGGCAGAGGGCAGCACUCGAGCAAAAGAGAUGAGUAAUCGAAGGUGUAUCCGAUUAAUACCAGGCUCUUUGUAAUUGACUUCCUUUGAUUCGUUUCCCAAUUCGAUCUAUCAACCUUUCUGAGGUGUCAUUGGAUUUUUAAAAACAUGCAUCCCUAUGCAACCUCUGAGCUUUGAAAAACCUUGGUAAAAUGUGUUUAAUUGUUUUAGCUGGGAUGAUAGUUAUACUGAUUAGAAAAAAGAGGGUCAAUGGAAGUUUAUGUUAAUUCAAUCUUGAUAGGAUGUCUUCGCACCCCAGAGACAACGUGUUUUGAGUUAAAUAGGAGACUUACGGUCAUCUCGAAAUCGCCAUUUCCGCUAAUAAUACUUUGAUGGGUGAUUACAUCAUUUGAUAUAUUUAUCAUACUUAUAAUGCUCUCGGUUGUCUCGGAGAAACAUAUCUUGUCGUCCUGUUGGCGAAAUGGACUUUAUUUGGGAAAAUCAAACGAAUACGAACUGAAGUGUCGUGUUCUAAUGACCGGUAAAGUACUAACAAAAAGUGAAGACUGCAUUUUUGAACUCGGUUUCCAUUGAAUGAACCAUCACUGGGAUCCGCCAUCUUUCGUAGGCCGUAACGUCUGGCAAAGCCACUCUAUUGUUUUUCCGUCAUCAGAAAUGAGCGCCAGAUACGAAUGUAAUAAUUUCAUUACAACGAUCGAUACCUCAGCGUUAGAUGAUAACACACUAGCAGCACACGUGUUUCGCCGAUAUUUUUCCGCUGCUUGGCAUAGCUGCAAGGGGUUCGGCCCAUCGGUGAAUCCCACAGCAUUCUCCGUGUGCAUUUCUUGUAGAUACUUUAGUUAAAUACGUGGUUAUUUCGUUGUGCCCAACUGAUUACGGCUCAUAUAUCUUUAGAAAAUCCCAGUCUGGGCCUAGAGGUCUCAAACGCAUUGAUCUAAUCUAACUUAACGAUGAAUUUCCAAAGAAAUUUAAUAACCACAAGGUCAAAAGCGCUCGGGAAAUCUAGGGGUCCACUGACGAUCCGAACCUCUCGCAGCUGUGCGAUGCAGCGGCGGAAUAUCAACGAAACACAUUUCUGGGCUUUUACCUAGUACCUGUACCGUUACUUCCUGAAGAAACUAAAAAGCGACAGUCACUAUCUUGUAAUAUAUCAAUCAAUACAUGAUAUUUAAGCAUCAAAAAUCAAAUCCGGUGUUUUACAAAUAGACAGACCACUCUUGAAAAGUACCUGUCAUGAGCGUGUUUAGCGGGAUAAUCUCACGAAAUUACGUAUGCUUAUACAGAAAAACUACUCAUAGAACUGUCCAUAGCAAGGUGGCAUCGUGAUUUGAACAGCAGCCUUACCGUGAAAAAAGGUUUUGAUUUCAUUUAACUUUUAGAUAUAGAAUCCCGCAUUGUAGCAACGCGUUUCCCACUUAUACGUAUAGCCGUGCAAAACCUGUGGGACCAGUUAAUACUGUCAACGUUUUUCGGUCACUUAACGAAAGCAGAACUGCCCUUCUAUUUAUAUGCACCCAGAUUCUGAUGGGAUGAAUUAGAUAAAAUAACCAGUGAUCAGGCCUGUUUAUUUCAGCGGAGACGGCACUGAAUACAAUAAAAGGGCGGUUAACUGAAUAUUGGGCAGCUCUUAUAGACUGGGGCUAUGUAAUACUAACAGUUUCAAAUAGAUGGCCUCUUUGUAUCCCUUUGAACAAUCUUUCUACAAGACAUUCACUCUCUUGGCUCCUAUUGAGUGUACAUCUUAUGAAAAUAUUUGCUGGGAAUCGUAUAUUACCUAGGCGAAAAGUUCAUUUUCCAUAAGAUACUUUUUCAGUUCUCGAAUUUAAGACAUCGUUAAAAGUUAAGAAAACCUUCACUCUAGAAGUGCAUGUUUUCAUCAUGAGAUGGCUCAGCUCAAACUAGGGUGUUUAGAAUCUAUUAGAAUUUCACUCGCGUUUUGAGAUAACCCUUCAGUAGCCCAAGAAGGCACUUUGUAGACUCGAAAUCGCUAUCAUCAGUGGGUUAUCUUAGAAUAUUUUGGUUUAUAAAAUUUUUAGAUGGAGGUCACUAUCAAGUGAGUGCACAAUUCGGCGACCUUAAUCUCACGAACUACUUUCGAAUUGGGUGGGAGAUAGAGGAGUUCGGAAGACCCGGACGGAAGACACUGCUUACACAAUUUAUUGUACCCGCUAAUAUCUGGCCUGUUAACAACAAAAGUGAGUGAUAUUUGAGUGAAGUUAAGUAGAAAACAAACCUUUUAUUUUCUGAGAUCUUACAAACAACAACAGUCUUUAAUUGCAGGUUGUAUUCAACCGCGAUAUUCUCUACCACUCUUCCGAUCUGUCAAUGAAAGUUCUCAGAUAACAGUGCGGUGCACUAUCCGGAAAUCGAUGUGUCUUGAAAAUGAAAGCGUAUGUUGUGCCUACCAAUCUGUGAAUGUGUCAUGCAGUUGGAUUGGAUUAGUUAUAAAACAUUUUUUUUAUUUUCAGAUUGUAAUUUUUGACUUGAACAAGGACUUCUGCGUAUACAACGAGACCGUCAAAACGUGCAGUGAGUGCUUGAUCGAUAAACGUUUUUACUAUCAUUUAAGGCCCAGUUGACUCUUCGUACUCCGAUAUAAGUUGUCCAUAUUAAGCUUUUAUAAUUUUCCUGUAGACAAAACAGAAGAGGACGGCGACAUCGUCCAUUAUACUACUACGGUUUCUAACACGUUCCCAAACAAGUAUUUUCCUGACCAUUACGUCUUCUGUAAUUCAAAUGGGAGUUACAUUUCAACGAGGGUUACCUGGAACUCAGGUGAGAUUUGUUUUAAAUAGAUAUCCGUGAUCUCUUUGAGGACCUAAUUUUUUCAGUAUUUCAGCUGCGGGAGCCGAUAAUGAUAAGAGCCUAAUUAAAACUGCCCUAUGAGUGGUGGCGGUGCAGAAACCAGAUCAAAUUAACUAUCUGCAUUAGAUAAUGUUAAUAGUAGAUCAAGCUUUAAAAGAAAUCGAAUUCUCGAGAUGGUAAUUAUAAAGACACAACUGUUUCAAACGAUUCUGCAGCAAAAAACAAUCACCGUAGAUUGAAAAUUAUUUACAUUGAAAGGCUUGUUAGAAGAAGAAAAUCUGCCAGAUGCUUCACAGGUCGUGCAUGGCUAUCGAAUCAUGCUACUUAGUUUUCGAUACCAUUUUUAUAAAUUGCUCGGCAUAAACAAUUUCUUUUGUUUUCCAUAGACCAAUUGUCGACGAUUAUUGAAGAAAAUACAACGACAAAAACCUGGACUCCCGGCAAUAAAACGUGUAUGCUUAUUUGUCCGUGUUACCGAGGCUUUAGGCAUUUUAAUAACUUGAUAUUUAAAAAGGCGUCCCUUUCUGUAUUUUUAAUGUAUUACAAGGUAGUGAAUAUAUCACGUAAAGUGUUUUAUAAGUAUGCUGAAUGUCGAUGAUAAAUCUGUCAAUGUAUUUGCGUUCUAAGGUUAGUUUAUACGAUAUGCAAGUCCACACUGGCUUUGACCGUACGAAGAUAUAGUAAAGACUGAAGUGGUAUAAAUCUCCAGUUUUGGUCAGACAUUUGAUAAAAGGAUGUCAUUUCAUUUCCAAAAGUACUGUCGCCCAGCGAGGGUGAAAUUAGACAAGUAUUAUGAAUGACAAAUCAAAUUUGUACUCAAGUGUAUGUGCAAACUCUCGUACUUCCCAAAGUGAAAAAAACGCUUUGCACUCGUGUCUCUUAAAAACUGCAAGCAGACUAGUUCCGAUCGUCUGAAAUCCGUCUGACAAUAAGUGAUGUGAACGUUAUAAACGGAAUAUGAUUUUUGCAACAUAAUUUUUUCAUUUUUCCCUUUCACAUAAACGUACGCAUCUUUUCCAUGGAGCAGUGGUCUACGAUCAUUGUGGAGACUGAAUGAACGACAAAACACUGAAUUUAAGGAGUGUUUUGUAUAUUUUUAUUCAUUUAUAUUCAUAUUUCCAAUUCAUAUAUUUGCGUAUCUCGAGAAGUCUGCAUCCAGACACAAGGGAACACAAAUCUUGAUUUUUACCGUUAUAGUGCAUAGAGGCGCAAUGAAACUUAGGGUUAGACUGAUUUUAUUCAGGCUCAUUUCAGUUUGGAGUAGCAAAGCUAAAAGUGAUAUUCGCUGCAGUAUGCGAGUAGGCAUUAAGUCUAACAGUUAGAAUGUUAAAGAAGGUCGACUGGAGCCAAAGUAGUCAGAAUGCUAUGCAUUUUUCGAACGCGCAUCAUAUUAUUUUUGCAGAGACAUAGAUCGCCUGCCGGGAGACGAAUUACACAUAUAUGCUGUUUUGCGAAAUCGAUACUGGCAAUUAAAGACAGAUUCGCAGACUGCCUGCAUAAACGUUUGUGUCGGUAUUUGUUCUUGUCUGACGUCAGUAUUAAUCAAACUAAAUCACGAACAGCAGAAUUUAUGGUCGAUUGAGGGAUAUAGCAUGAAAGUAAAAACCUAAGGUUCCAAUUCAACGUAUUUUCAGUGGCUGGUCCAUUCCCUGAAACAUUAGCCGAAAUCGUGAUCCCAAACAGAAAGGAACACCUAUGUGAGGUUAUAACAUUGAUUAUUAUAAAACAUAAACUAAGGACAAUUUAGUCACGUCGCAAUGUCAAUUUUCUAAUAAGACCCUUCCUUAACACUCGAAAAAACCACUCCCAAAAAUGAUUGCGCUAUUUCAAAUGCAGAUAUAUGCUAUAAGCAUCAUAACAAAAAUAGUUUCGUGUACCCCUUUGCUAGCACAAAACGUUUUUUAAAUCUUUUUUAGCAGAUGGGAUAUGUUUGGCCUUGCAAAGUUUGCACUCACGACACAUUGUCCCCUCAAUUUGCGUUACGACUGUCGGGUUCAUCAAUGUUUUAAACGGUUUAAAUUGAUUCGAGACUUUUAUAUGUCCUGUAUGGCUGAUUUUGCUAAGGCAGAGAAAUAUGAGCCUAUAGCACACAAUUUGCAAACCAUCAAAGCAAGUGCAACGCAUGUUGAACUUAAAACUUUUGGGUCGUAAAGUUUUCUUUUAUCUUUAAGACCCGUAUUCCAAAGUGUAAACUUUGAAGAAAUCACAAUUUGUUACAAUAUGUGCACAAGAAAAUGUGUUCUUGUGCAUGUGUUUUUAUAAAAUAUAUCUGCAUUUAUAAUGGACCAAAAUUGGUAGGAAAAAUUAGUGCCGUUUAGUAGAUAUUUUGCAGAUAUUUUAUAUUUUUUGUUUUUCAGUCGGCCGGAAAGAAGCUCGUAUCCGGAUGUGCUUGGCGUGUUUAGAAAUAUAUUGCAUGAUAAUUAAUAUAACAGACUAACUUGUGUUGUUUUUUAGUCAUAAGACGUUCCAGAAUUUAAAUUAUCAUCCCGUUCGAACGGUUAUAUAUUCUAUAACCCUUCUUAUAUUUUCAUGAAACGAAAAGCCAAAGCUGGUGAUCUGCAGGGCAUUUUUUUCGCAAUCAUGGACACACGCUAAUUUUGUUUGCAUUACAUACUGUCAUACCACAUGGAACGCAAAUUAAGCUGAUAAGAAGCUGCAGUGCUGAUGCAAUAUAAACUGGAGUUCGGUUAAGAAUAACUAGUUGUGUCUCUUUUUGCCGAAAAAACGGUGGAUGUUUGACUGUUUGAAGGCCCAAAGGGGAAUUGCAAGUUUGUUAAACUUCAUUCUAACAGGUCCUGAUCGAAACGACAGGAAAACUGGCACGUGGUCCACUGGUUAAAGGCGUUGGACGUCUAACCAACAGGUCUCGAGUUCAAGUCUCGUGUGUUCCACACUUCAGGGUUGGAUAUGACGGGCUGACGACGGCUAAUAAGCCAGAAAUGGCCAUUCCAAUCUCCCUUGUCUUUGUUGGUAAUACCAUACUGCUUAUAUCAUGCGCCGUUGUGCGGCUGUUGGUUGGGCUCGAGAGAGCGAGUGCCGAUAAGGUACAACGAGACGUGUAAGUUCCGUAGAAACGAUCGGUGAGCGCCUCUCUACCAUUCCCAGUUAUUCUGUCCCGAAAUCAGGCGUAUUGGUGCUCAGCAAAUGAAUGUCCUAAAAAGAGAACAACCAUAACCCGUCUAUUGGGUAACUAUAACUCCUAAGAUGAGAUUUCCUUGGACAUCGACCACGGUAACUUAGUUCUUACAUCAGUUUCUGUCUUAAAAUACAAGUAACUCAUAUAUUUGACCAAAUUUGUGACUGUAAAAAAUAUAGUCAAAGCAAAAAAUAUGUGCUCUGUUCCGAAAUAGUGCUGAAGAGCUUUAUGGUCCAAUUCGCACUUGAUCUGAAAAUAUAGGACAGUGACUCAGUGCUCCAGUGUCUGAUCAUUUUUUCUCAACCAUUAGCGUAUCCAUAAGGGGUUUACUUAAGUUUGAGGACAGUAAAACGCCGUGAGCAGCACCCAAGUUUUUCGAUUUCCCACAAAGAAUCAUAUCAGUUUGUUAGUAACAUACAUUUGCUGCAAUAAUCUUGCCUAGCAAGCGGUAACAUUACUGUCAAAAACGAAAUCAUUUGCUUUUAUGCUUUAAAAUCUAUGUAAAUCGGACUGGAAUGUAGAAUAAAUAGUAAAUAGCGGUCCAGAUGCUGCUGAAAGCGGAGGCAGAAUAUUAAGCAAAUAAUGAUACUAAGCAAGAAUUUAUUCAGAUGUAUUUUCUCAAAUAUCGGACGGCAUAUUUGCAUACACCGUUUUUUGCGGAAAAGGCCUGAUAAGUAUAUUUUUGGGCCAACGAUGCAUGUACGUUAGGUGCCUUCUUAUGCUGUCAUAGGCAAAUAACAGGUAAUUGGAUGGUCACAGUGGAACAUUCAGCAAAUGAAUUUGGAACUUCGACAACUGGAGACCGAUUAUCAGUCGCACUUACGUAUUUCAUGACGUAUAUUUGAAUAUCGAAUCCUGUGCUAUCUAGAUCUCGCUAAAGUUAGCCGCCAGAGCUGUUCUUUAUUGCUGUAGAAGUAGCAUGAUUUUUCUUUUUGUUUACUGCAUGCCCUGUCAACAGACAUCGACUAGUAAUCCACAACGCAGAGUCAUUAUGAACGACAACUAGCUCAAAAAUAUAUGCUUGUGUCUUUCUAGCAGGGGACUGCAUUCUAAACACGAAAUCAGCCACAUCACUUGUCGAGCCGAAAAAAUGAGUUCUGGCUUGUAAUGUGCUCACGGACAUUUUGUACGCAAAUUUCGUCAUUUUAGCGAAAGUUGUUAAACAAAUGUAUCUGUGUUUUACUUAUCCAGACGUAAUGCCCUGAUAAAAUUUCCACAUUGACUCGUGUGUUUUUAUAUUCCAAAAAAACUUGUCAUACUGACUGCUCAUUAUCACAUUGUCAAUUAUGUUGUUUAAUCCGCUUUAUUUACUGGAGUUUGCAGCAUUUGUUUUGUUUAGACAUUUCAACCCAGAAUAAUCAUUUUUCUUGUUUACCGCUGAAAGUAGGAAAUAGUUUUAAAAGUAUAUUUUGGCUUAAAUAAUCCUACAUUUACCAGUUUGUGAUCGAUAGAUAUAUAGUAAAAGUCAUGCAUCAUUUUAUGCGCAAUCUUACCAGCACGUCAAAACACAUGUUGACAUUUUCGUUAUUUAACGCAUUUUUAUGGCCUUUAUUUCAGAUGAUCAGUGCUCUUGCCCAAGCUCAUGUAAGAUUACGAGAAAAUGACCUUCUUAUUUUCCGUUUACAAAAAUAAACAAAUUUAUCUUUGUUUCUCAGAUGACACAAGAGAACUGCCAUCGUGUAAACGAGAUGGUGAGUAUUUCACCCCAUAAAUUCACGCGCCUGACAAAAAAACAAUUAUUAACGUUAAGCAUUAUUUUAUCAUCUAGCAGUAUUUGAAUGUUCCGGUCCUUGCCAAGGAUAAAAAGUAAGUGAAGAGCACCCAGGAUUAAUAAAUGUUAAGCGAAUUUGAAAAAACCUCUCUGAAUUUCGGUCAUUUUUCUUAAAAAGGAAUGCUGUACAUUAUGGUCUUUUAGCCCGUAAAAUUCUCUUUCAUAUAAUAGACAUAAACCAAUGAAAGCCCAACGUAAACAAAACUAGCCAGUUAAUUACCCACUUCGUUUUAGGUAAAUGCGCCGGUGUUUCGAAAGGAAAUCUGUUAAAAUUAAAAGAAAAACGAUUACGGAGCUGAAGUGCCAUUCGAACCUCUCCCAUAAACUGUAUUUCUUAAUGACAUGUAUAUGACGUUUCAAACAAAGUUAUAUCAGGGUUUCUGAUGAGCCUUUUUAAUGUGCAGAUUUUCAAAGGACGCGCCACUAGUGAAAUGUUUGCGGCUGUUGUGUUUAUUGGUCGGCAUACGAAUGUGAGACAGUAGAUAAUUCAGACAUCCGCAUGCGACGUUUCAAGACCUAAAACUUGCAACUUAACGUAUUGUGGACGUUUUUGUGUAAAUGCUCAUAAAAAAAACACGAUAGUAAAUUCAUAUCAAUGCAUUCGGGAUACUUUUGCGUCCGCUGAGCGUGGUUGUGUAAAUAUUACGCAAUCUUAUAUUCCGCGAUUAACUUCACGGGUGGUGCUUGAGCUCGUCGCAGACAGAGUGGUAGAUUGUCGAUGCUCAACGCUCGGUUUUAAAUGACAAUGUGUCUAUGCAUCCGAGGUGGUUCUUGCCAAAUUACCUUAAAUUGAUGAAAGCGAUGUAAGUAGAAGAGAAAGCCCCAGAUGAACGCAGUUCCGUCUAAUGCCGUUUCGGAAUAAUCUGGCGAAGUUGCAUAAAUCACAACUAUAGUAAAAUUAUCCAUGAUACUUCAAAUUGUUUAAAACAUUAUUAUCAUUAAUUAUGCCUAAUUCUAAAACGAACAUCUGGCGGCCUUUUCGGCGAUUGUUAUCGACUUUGACACAGACGUUAACUAGGCUUUAUAAACACUCAUUUAAUGUAACGAAUAUGGACAUCAGUCUUCCUGCUCCUUGGAGAGCCGUUGUGAAUUCGAAAUGCAGUUAAGCGUUUUUUGAGCAUUGCAUAAAAUGCACACGUCAAUUUUGCGAAUUUGAAAAUAGCAAGACUGAUUGGAUUUAGUUAAAAGUCGUCAAUAAUCGUCUGAAUACUACACAACACGUCCCUUCUUAUUUUCACUGGACACAUAAACUGAAACUUUACCUGACACUACCUGUGAGACCCCCACUUGGUUGGCAGGCCACUGUUUUUCCGGAAGUAUGUAAUUAGCAAAACACCUGCCGAAGCAUUAACGAACAACAUUUACUUACGAGUUCUGUUCGUUCAAAUUAAAAAUUAGUUCGCAAAUGUGAAUGUUUAUUGUAUGUAAAAUCAAAUGUGAUAGACUUGACUAAAAUCUAUCAGCCUUAACUGUGACCCAAAAUUACGAAGAAACUUUAGCGAAAAUACUAGCUGCGCAAGAAUUUGAGCACGAUUAGAAAGUGAAGGACAAUGCGUUGCACCCGAAGAUAACUUAUCAGGACUUUGUAACAAGGCCGACUAAUUAUGCAGUGAUUUCAUUUUGUAAAGCGAUCGCAAAUCGGAAAGCUAAUGCCCUAUGAUUCGCAACGAUUCCUUUGUAGAGAGACAUCGAUUUACCUCUCAUUUUUCAUGAGAAGCUACAAAACUGUUUCAUUAUUUUUAUUCCAGUGAUGCUUUCUCUAGCAUGUUUUGUUCAGAUAUCUUGAAACUUAAUUAAUAAUGCCGUAUACGGAACUAGAGGGCGUUGUGUGAAACGAUUUGGCGGUUUCAGUAGUACAUAAGCCUUUCUUUAGCUUUAGCAAAUCGCGACGUGAACUUUGAACAGCAGACAAACUCAUUGGACGUACAUGGUAUGAAGUUCGCCUACGAGUUACCAAUUCGAUGUUUAACCUUCCUGUGUACGCUUAAAAAGAAUUGGUGUAUAUUGUGCGGAGAUUUAAGCCUUUUGUUAAGUGAGGGGUUUAUUUUGAUAUUACGGAAGUUCAGUAGUUAAAUCUGCCAGAGAUUAUCUUCCAGAACAUUGUAAGCGUUUUUCUUUAUUUAGAAGGAAACGCCCCUACAUUGAUAUGUAAAUAAAUAUUGCAGUCGCUAGCCCUCGAUAGGAUUUUAAAAUGUCGCCAACAUGAGGAAAUUUCCGAACAAAACAGUUUCGUAUGCUUGCUAGCUCGCGUCCGUAAACUUGAUGUGAGCUGGGGUUGACAAUUUGUUGUUGGUAGCCUGCGGGUCUAAUUUACCCGCAGCACAAAGAUCGGCGAAAGCAGUAUCCGCUGCUUACCUGUCCGCAUCAAACAGUUAUUAUUCGUUCAUAAACUAGAUGACCAUCUUGAUGUCUAGCGCCUUCAAUUUUAUGGUUGUUAUAACACUUAAUUUUGAACCAGAGGGAACCAUAUUAAUUCGAACUUCACAAGUGUCUAGAAAGCGACCGCUUCGCAUGAAGUCCUACGUGCGUUUUUGUGCAGCUGACAACUGUAUUCAACUUCGUUAUGAUUUGUCUGGUCGAAAGAUAGAGUAAAGACUGACCGGCAAUCUAAAGCCGAAAAGAAUUAAUAUUCUUAAAAAGACGUUUUGUCUACUAGACGCUAUAUUAAAAAAACCAUCAAUCACAACCGUCUCCCUGUCCUAUUCCACUGUAACCUCUUAAACAAACUCUGCCUACCAGAAUUUUUUCAAGGUCGCUGACAGUAAAGCGGCUGUUUAGCAAUCGCAAUGACUGAUACACAUGUGGUUGCCAUGCGCAAGACCGACGGAACAGCUACUACCAAUAAUUUUACUUAAGUAUUGAUUUUGAUCAAAAAUGACAUUAAACAACCCGAUUUUUUGACCGUUUACGUUUCAUGCGCAUACAUGCUGACGGACAAGAGUGGAAUCGAACGGACUAAAAUACGCAGAAAUCAACGUUAUAUGCAAACCGAAACAAACAAAGCUAUAGCUGUAUACCAAGAUAUACAACUCAAAUCGACAAUCGCUACAAAAUAUGGCGAAGACGGAGCAAAUCCUAAUUUUUGUUUUUGCAAUCAUAUUGGUCGGAUUGUUCAAGCUUUCGAAAUGAACUUAUUGAAAACGCAAAUAGAACUAUAAUACAAGCCGCUACAUCAGUUACCUAAGUAAAACUUUAAAGCAAGCAAGGUCAGCAGCAUUUAAUGGUACCAGAAAAUUUCGCGACGGCUUUUUAACUACAGCCUGUCGUUGCAUAACACAAAUAACAAAUGAGAAAGGUACAGAGGUUUGAAGUUCGACAGAGAAAAUCAAUUUAAAACAGCAAGCUCAACGUAUACUGCGCCUAGACUAGUGAAUACAAUGUUAACUUCAAAAUGCAACAUAGGAAUGAAAAUGGGGAUGUUAACAUGCCGAGGGAGUUCGAAAAUCAAAAGGACUCAGGUUUAUCAGGGCAAGCUGAGGUUGACCACGUGGUCUAACUGUUUAAAUAGGUCGGGUUUCUCCCGCCGUAUAUAGGCUGCCUCCAGGUAGCGCAAUAACCGAGUAGUUCUUGCUCGAACUAACACUCGAACAGACGUUUUGGGGUCAACCGAAUGGCCAGUAUCAAGGAAAUGUUUUGUAAUAGAAGACCGUGGAAUCUUAUUCUCCUGCUUUAGAAGCCAUUGGCUGCCUUGGCUGCCAGUUGCCUUUGCGUUCGCCCAGUGUAUUUGCAUCCACAAGUGCAUGUAAAGGAUAAGGGUAAGGAUAUUAUAACGGGCUUUUUGGGAGCAGACUGCUAAGUCAAUUUUGGCCGUAAAGUGUUGCAGUACUUUUCGAUUAAUCAUGCUGGAUAUCCUCGUUUAAGCAGGGCUGUUUUAAGAGGCAAGAAAUUUCAUCAUCCAGCUUUUCAAUAGAGCAAAUGUUUUUUGCUCUGUGGAAUAGAGUAUAAACCAAAUUUCGCUUUCGCUGUAUCGAUACAAAGCUCAAGAAGUGCAGGUAUUGGCCUUUUCAUGUAUCUUUUUGGAAAACAGGUCGCCUUUUUGAAUCAUUUUCCUGUUUAGUCAUGAGGACAUCCAAGAAAGAAAGCUUGUUGCACUGCUCCUUUUCUAUUGUGAAUCUAAUCUUUGGAUGCAAACAGUUCAUGGCAACAAGUAGGUCUUAGGCUUUAUCGUCGUUAUCAAAAAUGGUAAAAAUGUCGUCUACAUAUCUUUUGUAGUGCUUUCCUAUUCAAUUUGUUUGAGAACGUUUCUUCUAAGUGACCCAUAAAAAUGUCGGCAAGGGUUGGACCAAGUGGUCUUCCCAUUGCCGCUCCAUCAAUUUGUCUGUAUAACUGUUCAUUGAACAGAAAUUGAACGUUUUUCGUGCAAUGUUUUAACAUGUCACAUAAUAUUUCGGGUGAAAGGCGGGUUUCAGACGCAUGAACGCGUGGUCAACCUCAGCUUGCCCUGGUAGACCUGAGCCCUUUUGAUUUUCGAAAUCCCUCGGCAUGUUUACAUCCCCAUUUUCAUUCCUAUGUUGCAUUUUGAAGUCAACAUUUUAUUCACUAGUCUACGCGCAGUAUACGUUGAACUUGCUGUUUUAAAUUGAUUUUCUCUGUCGAACUGCAAACCUCUGUACCUUUCUCAUUUGUUAUUUGUGUUAUGCAACGACAAGCUGCAGUUAAAAGGCGUCGCGAAAUUUUCUGGUACCAUUAAAUGCUGCUGACCUUGCUUGAUUUAAAUUCAUUCCGGGAAAAUACUGCUUCUAAGCAUAACUAUUGCAUCUUACAUUUGUCCUACAUAUUAGAAGUCUAAAUCUGAUUUAUAUUUGAGAAUGUCUGUUCCAACAGUAUGUGUCUACUAAAAUAAUUAAUACAGUAAACCAGCCCAGAGAGAUUUGCGUGUACUAUAGUGCAUCAGACCUCUUAUUUUAUUUUUCACUUAAGAAUACUCGAUUAAAAUGCACUUACACUUUCUUCCAACCCCGACUUAAAAUCUGCACUGCGACAAAAGUGUUGCCAUGAGGCACGAAACAUUGGUACGUAAGCUGCAUUAGAUGAGGCCAUUGACAUCGCUGCUCCUAUGGCGUACCACAGUUAGACUUAUUUGGCGUCUAUAAUAAAAAGUAUUGUACAAUUCAAGAAAUUUUCUUUCUCCAACACGGGUUAGAAAAAAAUGAUUGUUGAUAAAGAUUAACAAAUUGCCCUUUUCAGAAAAAAUAGUACUUGCUCCAUCGACAUCUCCCAGUUAAUACGAAAAACACAGCAUCUUUUAUGUGUAACGACUAGCAAAAGGGCCACAAAUCCCCAGACAAUUUCCGGGUGAAAGGAAUCACAAGGCGUGCGGGGCUAUGCAGAACAUUAAUCGAAGUCUGCGUGAGAGUAAUUUCCCAAGAGAAGUAUUUUAUGGGUAGCAUGAACAAGCUCGAUUCACUUAUUCACGUGUGUCGAUAUUUCAAGUUCCUCAAAUUUCAUGUUGUAAAAAAGGGAAUUAAUCUAUAAAAGACAAAACAUAUAAGAAAGGCUUAGGUAAUACUGAAACCGUCAAAUCGUUUCACACAACGCUCUCUACUUCCGUAUACGGCAUCAUUAAAUAAAGGUUCAAGAUAUCUGAACAGAACAUGCUAGAGAAAGCAUCACUGGAAUAAAAAUAAUGAAACAGUUUUGUCGCUUCUCAUGAAAAAUGAGAGAAAAAUCAAUGUUUCUCUAAAAGGAAACAUUGCGAAUCAUAGGGCAUUAGCUUUCCGAUUUGCGAUCGCUUUACAAAAUGAAAUCACUGCAUAAUUAGUCGGCUUUUUUACAAAGUCCUGAUAAGUUAUCUUUGGAUGCAACGCAUUGUCCUUCACUUUCUAAUCGUGCUCAAAUUCUUGCGCAGCUAGUAUUUUCACUAAGGUUCGAUUCACUUAUUCACGUGUGUCGAUAUUUCAAGUUCCUCAAACUUCAUGUUGUAAAAAAGUGAAUUGAUCUAUAAAAGACAGAACAUAUUAUUCGUUCUGCUUUCAUUACUACAGCAUUUGAAAUGCACCCGUUUAUAUGAUAUGACCGCUGGUAGGGUACAGAAAGCUAUCAUUGAGGAAACAAGGAUUAAGGUCACACUUCCUUUCUACUUUAAUCUUUCUUAACCUGCGUACCGGCAGAGUCAAGCCCUAAGACAUAUUGCACCAAUAAGAUGACAAAUUCAGAAGCCAGCGCGGAGUCAGUGACGGGCAAGGCUGAGCAGCAGCGUCCGGCUAAGGGGAUAAGCUAUUCAUUUAAUUUGGAUGCCCAUCUUUGCACAGUCGACGUUUCAGCAGAAGAAACGUGUGACUUAUCGUGCAGCAGGAGCUACAUUGUGUCGUAAUGUAGCUUGUGGCAGUGUGUGUUGGUGAGCCUGUGUGAACUGGCAGGGGGUUUUGGAGGUAGUCGAGACCGUCUUCUCCUAGUAAAGAUUUUUACGUAUGUACAUGUAGCAGGCAAAUGAUUUGACAGCUCAUGACGCGCGUUCGCCGGUCUUAUUUCGAUGCAUUCACAAGUGGCUGGCCUGCCAGAUUUGGGUUUAGCAUUUGCGGUCACAAGGAGGACAGGUUAAAAUUAAUGUUUAGUUUGCUGGAGGUGAUAACGGUCACCAGCAGAGUGAUGAUGCUUAGGCGGAGAGGUCACGUUUUUGUUCACUUAGUUUGGAUGUACACGUUUGUAUAUUUGAUAUUUCAGCUAUCUUGAAGAAGAAGAAGAAGAAGAAGAAGAAGAAGAAGAAGGAGAAGAAGACACGGUCGUUGGGACAAGAGCUUUAUUAG
Messenger RNA from Spirometra erinaceieuropaei, 33739 nucleotides. Lineage: Eukaryota; Metazoa; Platyhelminthes; Cestoda; Diphyllobothriidea; Diphyllobothriidae. The record is from the annotation of a GenBank genome assembly.